AGAAAAUAUAAAAAGCUCCUAAAAGUAGUGAAGAAAAGGGGAGCCCAAAUUUUCUUGCGCCAAUUUCAAAUUUGCGAACUGUAAAAUAUGGAGGAAAAUCGGUGGAGCUCUCAAUCCAGCGAUCUGCUUCGGAAGAUCAGAGAGUUUACAAGAUCUAUCGUUGAGGAUUUGAGCAAGGGACAAUCUCCGUUUGUUUCCAUUCAACGCUUCAGGAAUUACUGCACUAAUUCUAAUGGAGAAUGCAAUUGCAGCUAUGAUAAGUCAAAUGGACAGGAAAUUCUCACAUUUCAAAAGGAAACCCAUGUGCAUAGAAUUGAUGUGUUGCUAAGGGUUCUGCUCAUAGUUCAGCAACUUCUGCAAGAAAACAGACAUGGGUCCAAAAGAGAUAUAUAUUACAUGCAUCCAUUAGUAUUUUCAGAACAAUCAGUUGUGGAUAGAGCAAUUAAUGACAUUUGCAUCCUCAUGCAAUGCAGUCGGCACAACCUAAAUGUGGUACCAGUUGGAAAUGGUUUGGUGAUGGGAUGGUUGAGAUUCCUAGAAGCAGGAAAGAAAUUUGAUUGCAUGAAUAGUCCAAACACUGUCCACCCAAUUCCAGUGCUUGUUGAGGAUGUCAAAGGUAUCCAGAAAAUUGGGAGUUAAAUGGAUAGUAUUGGAUAUUAUAUGAUAUAUUUGUCCUGAGUGCCAUGCCAUCAAUCUAGAAGACAGAUUUGUUCAGGAAUAAGUUUCCCUUCACUCUUUGAUGCAGACAUUGUUAGUGUUGCCCAAUACAUACUUGUUGUGGAGAAAGAAUCAGUUUUUCAGCGUUUAGCAAAUGAUCAGUUUUGUAAGACAAACCGCUGUAUUGUCAUCACAGGAAGAGGCUAUCCAGAUGUUCCAACAAGAAGGUUUUUGCAACUCCUCACUGAGAAGUUACGUCUGCCUGUCUAUUGCUUGGUAGAUUGUGAUCCUUAUGGUUUUGACAUCCUAGCAACAUAUCGCUUUGGUUCUAUGGUUAGGCUUCUUGAUUGAACACAUUAUUUUCUUGUCAUCUUCGAAUUUAUCUACUUAAGCAAAAACAAAAUAGACUAUAAUUAUUGAGGCAGCAAAGGCUGUUUUCAGUCACCAUUAUGAUGUGGAUAUUUCUUGGUCUAACUGUAUCUACUUUGUAAGCAAAUGGCUUACGAUGCAAAAUUUCUACGAGUCCCAAACAUACACUGGCUUGGAACCUUUCCUUCCGAUUCUGAGAAAUACAACCUUCCCCAGCGCUGUCUCCUUCCUUUGACUGCGGAAGAUAAGAGGAAAACUGAAGCCAUGCUACUCAGAUGCUACUUGCACCGGGAAGUGCCAAGCUGGAGGUAGAUUAAUGUGGCAUCACAUACUUUGCUUUUAUAUUUGAAGUAUAUAUAGUAAAGAAUAAGUGGUGCCUCUGCUCUUUUUCACUCUUUUGGAAAUGAAGGUCGGAACUAGAGUUGAUGCUGCAAAGAGGAGUGAAAUUCGAGAUUGAAGCACUAUCCGUUCACUCACUUUCCUUCUUGUCAGAAGUGUACCUCCCAUCCAAGAUUCAAGGUGGAAUUUUUAUCUAACUCAUUGAUAAAUUCCAGACUAUAUAUAACCCUUUGAGGGCAAAUUACUUCCUCAAUAGGCAAAGUUUAUUCAGCCAAGUUAUGAACACGUUUAUGUAUAGCUCAUUGAUAUAUUCCAGACAACAUUUAUAUUAUUCACAAAAUCAUGGCUUUUCACUUUGAGAAUCUAAGUAGCCACUUUGUCUUGAAAACUUUUUGCAAAGGUGCUUGUUGUUAGGCAAAGUAAUAAAGUCACUUUAAAGUA
This is a messenger RNA of Rubroshorea leprosula, 1806 nucleotides long. NCBI's taxonomy places the organism in Eukaryota, Viridiplantae, Streptophyta, Magnoliopsida, Malvales, Dipterocarpaceae. The record is from the annotation of a GenBank genome assembly.